UUAUUCUCAUUUAUUCACCUAUUCCCAAAAUUUUAUUUUUAAGAUGAUCUUUCCUCCUAUACUGACACCUUUUACUGAUCUUGAUCAACUUAUGAGGCCACAUCUUCCUAGUACAUGUACUAUAUUCGAGAUACAAAUGGCAAAAUGUCUGAAAGCUUAUGGACCAAUGAAUAUGCAUGCCAAAUGUUGGGAAGAAUAUGAAGAUCUGCAAGAAUGUCGUUAUGGUGCUAAACAUCUUAAAAGAUAUCAAACUCUCAGGAUUGAAAGAUUAAAGGCCAUAUGCAAAGGAGAAAAAGACAAAUAUAUACCUGAUCCUCCAGCCCAUUCUUAUUCUAAUGUUACUCCACAUUUCAUUGUUGAUUAAUUUAUAUAUUUCAUAUUUACUUUAUGGAAUUUAUUUAUAUUAAUUAAUUUUCAAGGUCUAAUAUAUUUUUAAGUUACAUGGCAUUAAUCUAUAAUGACCAAAUAAAUAAAGGUGUCAUCAAUAUCACUGAUAAUAAUUACAAUAGAUAUAUUAAGAAGGGAAAGCCAUUGAGUUCCUUGGAAACUUUUACAAUCAUUUCAUGUAAAUUUUACUUGUAAAAUUAUUUAUAAUAAAAUUUGAUUUGAAUUUUAAAUGAUUUUUUCUUUUUUGUUAAUAAACAGUUUAUUAA
Gordionus sp. m RMFG-2023 is the source of this 653-nucleotide messenger RNA. RefSeq lists its product as uncharacterized. The record is from RefSeq and is a predicted model, not a curated record. The transcript is spliced from 3 exons. NCBI's taxonomy places the organism in Eukaryota, Metazoa, Nematomorpha, Gordioida, Chordodea, Parachordodidae. Bases 44 to 364 code for a protein of 106 amino acids.